This is a messenger RNA of Lathyrus sativus (Indian pea), 495 nucleotides long. The record is from the annotation of a GenBank genome assembly. Lineage: Eukaryota; Viridiplantae; Streptophyta; Magnoliopsida; Fabales; Fabaceae.
AUGAAUGAAACAGUACUGCGGGAGUGGUUCAAUCGAGUUGACUCGGAGAAAAGUGGAAGCAUAACCGCGCUCCAACUCAAGGCAGCUCUAGGUAAGGGAAACCUGGAAUUUUCCCUCUCAGUUGUUGAGCAGAUGAUCAGGAUGUACGAUUUUGACAAGAAUGGUACCAUGAGUUUUCAAGAAUUCGUUGCCCUCAACAACUUCCUUCUUAAGGUUCAACAUGCUUUUGCUGAUCUAGACAAGGGUCGUGGUUUUCUUCUACCCGAUGAUGUCUUUCAGGCUGUGGUGAAAAUUGGUUUCAUGCUGGAUUCUCCUGCAUUUUACUCUGUCUGUGAGAGCUUUGAUCAAAGUAAAAAUGGGAGGUUUCGGCUGGAUGACUUCAUAUCACUCUGUAUAUUCUUACAAUCAGCUCGGAAUCUAUUUACUUCAUUUGAUACCGCAAAACAAGGCAGAGUUACUCUGGAUUUGAAUCAGUUUAUCUAUUGUAGUAAGUAG